Molecule: messenger RNA, 546 nt
Organism: Cornus florida
Lineage: Eukaryota; Viridiplantae; Streptophyta; Magnoliopsida; Cornales; Cornaceae
Exons: 1
Coding region: 1-546 (181 amino acids)
Source: RefSeq, a predicted model, not a curated record
AUGGGCCUUGGAGACAUAAUCAAAGAAAAAAAUGAUGCAUCAUUGCAAGAUAAAGCAAAUGCCAUGAUUUUUCUCCGGCGCCAUAUUAGUGAGGAACUGAAAACUGAAUACCUCACUGAAAGAGAUCCACUUUGUUUGUGGAACAAUUUGAAAGAAAGAUAUGACCAUAAAAAAACAGUAAUCCUCCCAAAGGCCAGGGCUGAUUGGCUGCAACUGAGGUUGCAAGAUUUUAAAAUUAUGGUUGAAUAUAACUCUAUUCUAUUCAAAAUCAGCUCUAUAUUGAAAUUAUGUGGUGAUACUGUUACUGAUGAACUUUUGUUAGAAAAAACAUUCACCACAUUUCACGCCUCGAAUGUACUCUUGCAACAACAAUAUCGAGAGCGUAGAUUUAAAAAAUAUUCAGAGCUGAUAUCAUGUUUGCUGGUGGCAGAGCAAAAUAAUGAGCUUUUGUUAAGAAACCACCAGUCUCGUCCAACUGGAUCGACACCGAUCCUUGAAACAUAUGUUGCCUCAUCCCGUGGUCGUGGACACUGUGAUACUCUCUAA